Messenger RNA from Protopolystoma xenopodis, 575 nucleotides. Lineage: Eukaryota; Metazoa; Platyhelminthes; Monogenea; Polystomatidea; Polystomatidae. The record is from the annotation of a GenBank genome assembly.
CUGCUUCAUCAACUACAUCGAUUGUAGCGGGGCCUUCUUCCGCAAACAAGCUGUCUGGAGAUGUAGUAUUGUCUAAUGGGGAAUCAGAGCAGUGCCUAAUUGGUUCUCCGACUGAGGUUGGAUCUGUAGGGCGGGGGCGACGGGGUAGGCCAUCAAGAGAUUCUACUGGAGAUUCUUUGUCGCCAAGGCAUGCUGUCCUUCGUUUUAUUGAUGAAAUUGAGUCUAGUCAAAAUUCCUGGCCAUUCCUCGAGCCGGUAGAUCCAAAAGAAGCCCCCGAUUACUAUGAGGUGAUCAAAAAUCCCGUAGACCUUUCAAUGAUUCGUCGUUGGACUAUUGAAGGCCGAUACGACAAUGAAGGUUUGGCUAUGUUGGCUCGUGACUUAGGCGAUAUGUUCUAUAAUGCAGAAUUGUAUAACUCGAUGGAUUCUGAAGUAUGGCAGGCUGGAUCACGUUUUGAGCAACUUAUAAGAAAUAAAUUCGCCAAAACCAGACCGAGUAGGUUUUUAUCUCAAAGGCUUUUCGUUAAGAUACUAGCAAGCACAUUUUUAAAUCAUCAUUUUUCAGCCAUUAUAUAA